CAGAAAGAACAGUCAAAAUGCAGCACUAGCACCAAAGGGUGGGCCUGCCACACUUGAAAAAGCAAUGACAGCAAAAAUGUCAUUUUUUAAAAAUUUCCAAUUUCCCGCCGGUUCCGCCGCCCGAACGUUCCGACGUCACGGGGACCGGAACACGGAAGCCAGAUGCCGGCAUCCGCCGGAGGAGAUGGACGGGGACGCUGCAGGGGACACAUCGCGGGAGCGAAGGACAAGGUAAGUGCUGCAGGGACCCCCAGAGAACGCUGCAUGGUAAGCCCGAGUGUAGCUCGGGGUUACCGUUCUUGGUAUAGAAAU
This is a messenger RNA of Staurois parvus, 312 nucleotides long. The record is from the annotation of a GenBank genome assembly. Lineage: Eukaryota; Metazoa; Chordata; Amphibia; Anura; Ranidae.